Alternaria incomplexa is the source of this 1056-nucleotide messenger RNA. RefSeq lists its product as uncharacterized. The coding region runs from base 1 to 1056 and encodes 351 amino acids. The record is from RefSeq and is a predicted model, not a curated record. NCBI's taxonomy places the organism in Eukaryota, Fungi, Ascomycota, Dothideomycetes, Pleosporales, Pleosporaceae. The transcript has a single exon. Gene Ontology annotation, biological process: canonical NF-kappaB signal transduction.
AUGGAGGAGCAGGCUAGCGAUCCACCGGCGGAGAGCCUCUACACCACGGCCAAAGCGUCACGAUUUCACUUCAAGUCUGGGCCCAAACAUCGCUCAAAGCGUCACAAAAGCGAAAGCAAGGACGAAGAUACCGAUGACCAUACUUCCAAGAGAUACAGGUCGGAUCGGACCAGCGAAGAACGGCGCAGCCACCGCGACUCGAGGCGCAAACACAAGCACAAGCAUCGCUCUUCCGACCAAGAUCGUCACCCGACAUCCACACGAGACGGCGCCUACUACGACCCUGAUUACCGUCACCGCGAAUCAUUAUACGACAACUUAGAGGAUCUAGGUACAGGCUCUCCAGGCCCAGCUCCCGAUGACGCUUUCCGCGAGUCGCUGUUCGAUGCGCUUGCCGACGAUGAAGGUGCGGCGUACUGGGAAGGUGUAUAUGGCCAGCCCGUACACAUAUAUCCCGACACAAAAUCCGGCCCCGAUGGAAAGCUGGAGCGUAUGACGGAAGAGGAGUAUGCGGACUUUGUGCGUACGAAGAUGUGGGAGAAGAGCCACCAGCACAUUGUGGAAGAACGCGAGGCAAAAGAGCGGGCGCGUCAAAAACGAAAAGCGCAACGCAGCCAGCUUGAUGAGGAACUCGAGCGGGAGGAAGCAGAACGAGAGAGCAUGCGACGCCGCAUGGAAGAGAGCCUGCGUCGGGGCGAGGAGCGGAAGAAAGCGAAGGAGGCAGAGGCUGCAUGGGAAAGUUACACGGCCAGAUGGGACAGCCUGAAGAAUGCCCAAGGUCUGGAUAAGGAGACAGAUGCGAAGGUCCGAGAGAUGAUCCCAUGGCCCGUAGUGUCUGGCAGAGCAAAUCACGUCUCCAAGGAGGAAAUAGAGCGCUUUUUCCGGACUACAAAGACGUGGAAGGAGGACCCUGCGUCACUACUGAAGGCGGAGCGCGUGCGCUGGCAUCCCGACAAGAUGCAGCAGCGAUUUGGACAGCAUAUUGACUCCGAGACUAUGAAGUUGAUCACGGCGGUUUUCCAGGUUAUCGAUCGACUGUGGAACGACCGACGUUGA